Folsomia candida is the source of this 1846-nucleotide messenger RNA. RefSeq lists its product as uncharacterized. The transcript is spliced from 5 exons. NCBI's taxonomy places the organism in Eukaryota, Metazoa, Arthropoda, Collembola, Entomobryomorpha, Isotomidae. The record is from RefSeq and is a predicted model, not a curated record. The coding region runs from base 281 to 1393 and encodes 370 amino acids.
CCACCUCAUUUCGCCAGGUCUUCCCUGUUGAUAAAUAAGUGUGUUUAAAUACUAAGAAGCAAAAAAACUGAUAAUUUUUGGAAAAUAAUCGUGCUAAUCCUAAGACGUCUGUGACUUCACACAUGGUGAGUAAUACAUAAGAAAAUCAUAAUUAGCUACUAAACAAAUCCAAUACUUGGAUGCACUACUCAUUUUUAGUGAUCCAUCAGAGGGGAAAUUCUUAAAAUUUACAAUUGUCCACAAAAAAUUUUCACGUUAAGAGAGAAUCCAUCUAUUUAUCAUGAGCAAGUUUGCCGUGAUCAGUCUAGUUAGAUCAAAACGGGACGAAGUUCGCGGCACGGUCCUAAUUUCAAGAACACAUAAUUACCUAUAUUAUAAUUACGCACUUAUCGUAGAGCUCAGUGGAAUUUUUGAAGCACGGCAACACAAAGAAAUCUCAGUAUCAACUUCAUCCCGCUCCGAUAAGGAGUUAUCCACCACUUAUUGCCUCCCUAAUCCCAGAAAACAUCAAUUCUGGUCGACAAGCCAAAAAAGUUUUCCUACCCCGUUACCAUCCCCUGAUCUAAUUAAGUAUACUUUUCACCUCCCAAUUCCCCAAAAUGUCCAUCUCCCACCCAAUUUCGACUGCUCCCUGGGAAAAGUGUCCUACUUUCUCCGCGUUCUUGCCCAACACAAUAAGCAUCCCAACAUUUUACGAGAACUCACGUCAAAGGAAAUCCACUACCCGGGACAGGGGAUAGUAAACCCUGGUAAUGGCCCACCCACCGAAAAGGAUAUUGAUCUCGACGGUGUCAAGAUUUCUGUACAAGUACCCCGGACUGAUUUCAUUAUUGGAGAAAUCAUCCCAUGUACCAUAUCUGGCCAAUUUGGAGAAAAGAAAGGAUCCCUAAAAAACGUCACCGUUUGGCUGACCAGGAUUAUUUCUUACACUUCGGAUAAAAUUCUGAUUUCAACAACGGAAAUCGUACAUUGCAAAACGUUCAAACGGUUUCUCAAAAGAGAACGAUUUACGAGGAGUGUAAAAUUUGCGACGGCAAAGGUCAAAAUUCAUACCAUUAAGAUGGAAGAUGAACCGAAAUUAAGGAUACGAUAUCUUAUACAGGUACGAGUCACCACACUGAACGGAAAGAGUGAUGCAGUCCAAAUUGAUGUCGCUUUAAGAAUAGGCCUCCCCGAUUCGACACCAUGGCUUCCCAGGGAAUCCGAUCAUUCAGCACCGAGCGAUGAGGGCGCAUUAAACGAAGUUGAAACGCCGACAGCGCCCAGAAUGCGGGUGGGAUCACUCGUGGGGUCGAUGAUGUCCCUCUUCCCACCCAGUUAUUCCACCCUUCCCUCCCGAGCGGUUUCCAUGGUGUCGCUAGAAACUUUGCCACCAAGUUAUGACGACAUUUAAACCUCUUAACUAUUUGCUGCCAUUUAGAACGCACUUGGUUUUGUGUGUGAUGUUUAAUUCGAGGUUGUGAUGACAAAAUGCAUAUCGAACAGCUCACAAAUAUAAUUAUUUUUAGUUACAUAGAUGUGCUAAAUUAAAAGCUUGUUUGUACGAAGUUGUGACAACAAUGAAUUGUAUAUUGUGAACAUAUCUAUCUACAAAUAUUUCAAAUGCUGGAUUUAUGUAUUUAAAGCAAAGCUUGUGAUACAUUUUUAAAAUUUAAAUUGUGUUACAUAUACAUAUCCACGUAGAUGUAUUUAUGUAGAUCAGCCGUUACAUUCCAUGAACAAAACUACGUACUUAAAAGAUGGCAAAAAUAUAACAUCAAACGAGCCAAUUGUAAACUCGGAAAUUCAUUUGUGAUGCAUAAUUUUUCAUCAAGCCUAAAUAAAGAGCCCGGACAUUUAAACGAUU